UUUUUUUUAUUUUCUAUAUGGUUACCAUCACGAACAAAAACGUUUAUUCAGCCAUCGAUUCUGAUUCUGAGAGUGAGAAUGAAGAUUAUUCUUCUUUCUGUUCAAUCUCCAAGACAGUUUCUAUUUCAGAAAAACAACAGCGCAAUCUCAUUCAACUCGGUUGUAUUUAUAAUCCAUUGGAAGAGUACAAACGAUCGCUUUUAUUUCAGAAUCCAGUAAGAUGGGUACCUUUCCUUUUUUUUUUAUAUGUGUGUUAAUACGUGUCUAUAGGUACGACAUGAUGAGCAAUUUGCCUUAAAGAUGAAAGAACACGAACUUUUAUUGAAAAAAGAGCGAGCAUGCGUAUUGCAGAAGCAGAGACAGAAACAACAAGAGGAAUACAAAGCACUUGCUUCCUUGAUAUCAACAUUAGACGUGGACAAUGAAAAGGAAGAUGAUAAAACAUUCCAAGAAGAACUCAAGAAGCAACGCCAAUUGAUCGAUGAAGCUAUCGCAUUUGACAAGAAAAGAUUAGAAGAAGCCAAAGUAAAGGCAGAAACAGAAAAAAAGCAGAAAGAAGAACAACAAGAGAAACAAAAGCAAUUAGAAAAGGAGGAACAAGAAGCCAAAGCCAAGAAAGCACAACUAGAUAAGCUUAAACAAUCUUCUGCUGUUUCACUAGAAGGGUUACAGGAAUAUGAAGCCUAUUACAAAAAGAUUGAAUAUUACAAGACACAUAUCAAGCCAAAACUAAGUGAUGAUACAUUUCGCAAACAGUGCUUCCCUGCUAAAAGAGUCAUUAACAGAACAGUCAGUCAAUUACAGCACAGCCAUGCUGUUGUGCUUGAAAAGUAUCAAUUCCUAAGUCAACAUUUGUUGGGUAUCAAGCAACAAUCUCAGGAUGCAUUUGAAGUCUUAUUGAACCACCUUGCCAAAGUGUUUCUUGCCCAAGUCAAACAAGAGAUUCAUGCUACUGAUUAUGCUGCUUAUUUCUUGGCUCGAUUUGCCUACUUGAUGUGUGCUGCUAUGCCUGAAUUUGUGGAUUAUUUAAUGGGUCGUCUUCUCAAGCGAUGCCCUUAUUUGAUACCAAGAUAUCAUGACGAUGAUCCAACACUUUCUGCAGAUGAAAUCAGAUCAAGGCUUCGUUACACCUACAGCAACAAGGAAAAGAAGAUCAUGGAGACCUUCCUUGAACAUGCUGAAAAUCAGAAAUGCUACGUGAUGUUCUAUGGUGCACUUGCACAGACGUUGCCUGAUCCAGGUCAGCCAGAGAAUCCAUUUCCUAUUAAACAUGCCUGGAUUUGGCUUGCGCGUAUUUGUAAUAUGCCUCCUCGUGAAAUCACCCCUUUUCUUGUGGAUGGUAUGCUUGAAAUUGUCACGGUACGCUUGUUGCAGGCGUAUCCUCAUCAGACGCCUAAAUUGUUACGCCUGAUUCGUGAGACUAUUUGUCCUCUUUAUCCAGAAGCAGAUGGGUCUGUCAAUAAGGCAAGUAUAAAGCAUUUGGAAAUGUUUUUGGAUGAUUACUUUAGAACAGGCAAACCUGAUUGUAUACCAGAAUCAAAGCCUGCUAAAACAUAAACACUUUAUUGUUCAUCAAAGACAGAAUAAAAACCA
Gilbertella persicaria is the source of this 1593-nucleotide messenger RNA. Its product is annotated as GLE1-like protein-domain-containing protein. The record is from RefSeq and is a predicted model, not a curated record. The transcript is spliced from 6 exons. Gene Ontology annotation, biological process: regulation of translational termination; regulation of translational initiation; poly(A)+ mRNA export from nucleus. Gene Ontology annotation, molecular function: translation initiation factor binding; inositol hexakisphosphate binding; phospholipid binding. NCBI's taxonomy places the organism in Eukaryota, Fungi, Mucoromycota, Mucoromycetes, Mucorales, Choanephoraceae. The coding region runs from base 301 to 1557 and encodes 418 amino acids. Gene Ontology annotation, cellular component: cytoplasm; nuclear pore; nuclear pore cytoplasmic filaments.